ACGAGCUCGAAUCGUUCAUUGACAGUUUGAUAGGUGCUGUAGCAGUAGAAGAUAGAUCUUUUCCAUCUUUGGUAACGGAGGAUGCUUCUAUUUUACCGGAACGUUCAAGCUACGCGAUAGAUGGCGAUAGCAGGAAUUUAGUAACGGAAUUACUCCAAGAUAGACAAAAUAGUAUCAACGAUCACAAUAAACCUUCUAAUGAAGGUCCUUCUGGCUCAAACGCCACGACAAAUGCUCUCAAUGAUCUACUCAAAUUCGUCAAUUCUACCUUUGCAGACGCUGAGCUCCACGAUAAAAUCAUCAACGAGGUGUCUUCUCUCUUAACGUCAUCAAGAUCUACGGACGAUAUUUCCUCAGCACUAGUAGAUACUCUUGGUUUUGAUGCCUUUGAUGUCAUUUCUAUUGUACUCGCCAACAGAGCUGAGCUUGCCAGAGUUCUGGCCGACGUCGUCGCAAUGAAUACUCAAAACGCUGAACAACACACUAAGGCUUUCAAGCGCGAGAAAGGUCGCCUUAAUAACGAUAUAGAAGAAUCUUAUUUAGCGAUAACUCCAGAAGAAGCUCGCAGACGUAAGGAAGAAGAACGUCAAGCCAAUGCUAAACGUCCACUCUUUUCUAACGAAGGAGGUAUGGUCGAAGAACCGAACUAUCCUCAUGUCUACAAAAAUGCAGCUAAUGGUGGAAACAUUCUUUCUGCCAUGGGGUCGCGUUAUUUAUUACCUUUGGGUACAACAAAGGAUCACUUUGACAACUAUGAUGAAAUCACUAUUCCGCCAUCGAAACCUAUACCACCAAAACUACAUGAGCGUAUUGUCGAUAUUGGCGAGAUGGACGCGCUAUGUCAGCGUUCUUUCAAGGGUUAUGAAAAGCUCAACCGUGUUCAAUCCGUUGUAUAUCCAACUGCUUACACUACCAAUGAAAAUAUGCUCGUCUGUGCACCAACAGGAGCUGGUAAAACAGAUGUUGCAAUGCUUACUAUUUUAAGAGUUGUUUCACAAUUUGCAGAUGAGAACAAGCUUACAAAUGGACCUGGUAAAGGUAAAGGCUCAUCAAGCUUCGGUGUACGCCUUGACGAUUUCAAGAUCAUCUACGUUGCACCUAUGAAAGCACUCGCUGCAGAAAUAACAGCAAAACUGUCCAAAAGACUGAGUUGGCUAGAUAUUAAGGUUCGCGAGUUGACAGGUGAUAUGCAAUUAACAAAGGCUGAAAUUAAUGCUACUCAAAUCAUUGUAACCACACCUGAAAAAUGGGAUGUAGUUACUCGCAAACCUACUGGUGAAGGUGAUCUUGCUUCAAAGGUUAAACUAUUGAUCAUUGAUGAAGUACACUUACUCAAUGAAGAUAGAGGUGCCGUAAUCGAAACAAUCGUUGCAAGAACUUUGAGACAGGUAGAGGCUACACAGUCGCUUAUUCGAAUUGUUGGAUUGAGCGCUACGUUACCUAAUUAUGUUGAUGUUGCAGAUUUCCUUAGAGUAUCUCGUUACAAGGGUUUGUUCUACUUUGAUGGCUCAUUCAGACCUAUACCUCUGGAGCAACAUUUCAUUGGCGUCAAAGGUAAACCAGGUAGUUCGCAAUCAAAGAAGAAUCUUGAUCAAGCAGCCUAUGAAAAAGCUAUUGAACUCGUUGAACAGGGUCAUUCAGUUAUGGUUUUCGUUCAUGCACGUAAAGAAACUGUAAAGACAGCUGAAACGCUUAUGGAGUUUGCCAAGAAAGAUAAUCAACUCGAUUCGUUUGAUUGCUCUGAACAUCCACGCUAUCAUGUAUACAAGAGAGAUAUCGCUCAGUCAAGGAAUAGAGAGAUGAAGCAGCUCUUCGACAAAGGCUUUGGUAUUCAUCAUGCCGGAAUGUUGCGUUCUGAUAGGAGUAUGAUGGAGAAGAUGUUUGAAGAUGGCGCUAUCAAAAUACUGUGCUGUACCUCUACCCUGGCUUGGGGUGUCAACUUACCUGCACAUGCCGUUAUUAUCAAAGGAACGCAGGUUUAUGAUAGCAAUAAGGGUGCGUUUUCCGAUCUGUCAAUCUUGGAUGUACUUCAAAUUUUCGGUAGAAGUGGUCGUCCAGGUUAUUCUACGAGCGGUGUUGCAUGGCUAUGUACGUCUUACGAAAAGUUGGAUGAUUACAUCCAAGCUGUUCUAUCUUCUCAUCCAAUCGAAUCGAAGUUCCACACAGGUAUCGUUGACGCAUUAAACGCUGAGAUCUCGUUGGGUUCUGUUUCAAAUGUAAGCGAGGCCAUCCAAUGGCUUUCCUUCACUUACAUGUUUGUCCGUAUGCGCAAGAAUCCUUUAAUGUAUGGUAUGGAUCAUGACGAACCGUUGAAUGAUCCUCUAUUGGGUAAUAAACGCAACAUGCUCAUUAUGUCUGCUGCACGUCAACUUGCGCAAGCUAAAAUGGUCACUUUUGACGAAAAUGAAAUGGUUUUUGAAUCCGAUGAUUUAGGUAAAAUUGCGUCUAAGUUCUAUAUUUGCCACGAAUCUAUUAGUAUAUACAACAAAGAGCUCACACAAACAAUGUCGGAAGCUGAUAUCUUGGGAGUCCUUUGUCAGUCAGUUGAGUUUGAUCAAAUACAAAUGCGUGAUUCUGAAGUACCAGAAUUAAAACAUCUUAUGGAGGAUAUUUGUCCUUGCCAAGUUAAAGGUGGUACUGACACAAGUCAGGGGAAGUGUAACAUCCUUUUACAAGCUUAUAUCAGUAGAGCCUACAUUGAUGACUUUGCUCUCGUGUCAGAUUGUAAUUACGUUGCGCAAAAUGGUGCUCGUCUUAUAAGAGCCCUAUUGGAAAUUAGCUUGAGUCACAAGUGGGCUGUGACCGCUGCUUCACUUAUAUCAAUGAGCAAAGCACUCGAGCAACGCUUGUGGCCUUAUGAACACCCUAUGAAACAGCAAUUUGGUCUCAGAAAUGAAGUCAUCUAUAAUAUCACUCGAUGGGCAGAUGAAAGCACUAUAGAGGAAUUAGUAGAGCUAUCGCCAGCUGAACUAGGAACUUUAAUUCAUUUAAACGAAUCACAUGGGGCUGCUCUACAUAGGGUCCUGAAGAGUUUCCCUACCCUAUCACUCCACGUUCACUUGAAACCAUUAAGUCAUGAAGUACUGAAAUUGCAAAUUCAAGUCACACCUAACUUUACUUGGAAUGAAAAAAUAAGUGGGAGUCUGGAAACAUUCUUUUUAAUCGCUGAAAGUGAGGAUGAACUUGACAUAUUACAAUGGUCAAAUGUCCAAAUAAGGCCAACAACUGAGGAAGUGAAUGUUGAUUUCAUAUUGCGAAUCGACGGUAGCAAGCAGAUAGAUUUCAUUAACAUCAGAACAGCUUCAGAUCGAUGGCUAGGAUCUGAGGAUCUGGUUUCGGUCUCUUUAGAAAACCUGGUAAUGCCAGCACCACCAAAUCCUUCAACUAAGCUUAUUGACCUGCCUUUCUUGUCAACUUCUUCGCUUAGUAAUCUUAAAUUAGAAUCCGCAAUGAACAAUAUUGGCGUUCGAAAUUUCAACUCGAUCCAAACUCAAUGUUUUGAGUCUUUCUAUGCUUACACCGAAAAUAUUUUGCUAUGCGCGCCAGUAUAUUCUGGUAAAUCAACACUUUCUCAACUUGCUAUCUGGAGAGCAUUUACAAUGCAGCGCAAUACACGUACUUUGAUACUCACGCCAAGUACUGCAUUAGCAAGAGAAACUGCUCAUGUUAUUACCACCAAAUUCUCAAAAGCAAUGAGUGUCAAUGUUGUUAAUCUCACUUCUGAUCCUGAGCAACGCAAAUCACAUUUGAAACAAAACAGAGUUGUGUUCGUUUGUAGUGCAGAGGUUCUUAUGAAGAUACUUCAAAGUGGACAAACAGAUGAAUUAGUGAAUGAUUUAUCAACCAUAGUUGCCGACGAUCUUCAUCUUCUGAAUUCUACCUAUGAACUAUCACUUUCUUUACUCAAAUUAAAAGCCAGUACUAGUCGUUAUGUUGGUAUUAGUGCAUCCCUUGAUAAUUUCGAGGAUUUAAGAAAGUGGUUAAGUGUGGACCCAGCACUCGCGUAUAACUUUACACCACAGCAUCGAAACUUGGCAAUAAGUACAAGUAUCCAGACGCAUUCAGUGACACCAAUGUCAGCUUUCAUGAAAGCUCUCGUGAAACCAACGUACUCGUUGAUUAAAUCCGCAUCUAAGGGUGCAAUACUCUUUGUGCCUACACGCACUCAAUGCAGAAGCGUCGCUUCAGACUUGAUUACAUUAUCAGCCACAGAUUCUGAUUUAAUUGGAUUAGCAACGGAAGAAUCAAUAGCAUUGGAGCCUUAUUUAGACAGGCUUUCUGACAAAUCAUUAGCUGGUUAUCUUCUGAAUGGUAUCGGUGUUUAUUACACUGGUUUACCAGUAGAAGAUCUUGCUUUAACACUGGAAUUGUUUGUUACUGGAAUUUUACGCGCUCUUAUUGCGCCUAGAGAUAUGUGCUGGUCAAUGCCAGUACGGGCAUCUAGCGUAUGUGUGUUGAACACGCAAUACUUAACAACGAAGAGUAAAACUCCUGUUGGUGACAGAGAUAAGGUUGAUAAACAGAUUCAAGAAUACAGCCUUCCAGAAGUUGCACACAUGCAAGCAUAUGCAAGUGUCGAUAUCGAAGGAGAUACUGAUGCAUCGCGUGAAUUCGUUGUAAUGGCUCACGAAAACGGUAACAAAGAGCUGUAUGCCUAUUUCCUCAAUUCUGGUUUACCACUUGAAUCUCGGUUGAUGGAAGAUGACGUAUUAUUAGACUAUGUAGGAUACGAAAGACAAGCUGGAAGGUUGAAUGAGCUUCAGGAAGUAAGCAACCUACUGAAGGGAACAUUCUUCUACCGUCGGUUGAGUACGAAUCCUACUUAUUACAAUUCAAACAGUAGCGAAAGCAGAAACGAAGCUGUCAAAUCAUUCUCAAAAGCCAUUUUGGGCUCACUCGAUAAGGUUUCAGGAUAGAUUGUAUACCUUUUAUUUUGUUACAUGAACUUUUAAAUAGAA
Wallemia mellicola CBS 633.66 is the source of this 4958-nucleotide messenger RNA. Its product is annotated as Sec63-domain-containing protein. Gene Ontology annotation, molecular function: ATP binding; nucleic acid binding. The record is from RefSeq and is a predicted model, not a curated record. The coding region runs from base 456 to 4916 and encodes 1486 amino acids. Lineage: Eukaryota; Fungi; Basidiomycota; Wallemiomycetes; Wallemiales; Wallemiaceae. The transcript is spliced from 9 exons.